Messenger RNA from Lingula anatina, 2618 nucleotides. Its product is annotated as wee1-like protein kinase 1-A. NCBI's taxonomy places the organism in Eukaryota, Metazoa, Brachiopoda, Lingulata, Lingulida, Lingulidae. Gene Ontology annotation, biological process: mitotic cell cycle; protein phosphorylation. Gene Ontology annotation, cellular component: nucleus; cytoplasm. The record is from RefSeq and is a predicted model, not a curated record. Gene Ontology annotation, molecular function: non-membrane spanning protein tyrosine kinase activity; ATP binding; magnesium ion binding.
UUGGCUUCCCCUGUUAAUAAAAGAACUAAUGGCUUCGGCGUGUCGUGUUUCUUCUGUAACUUCCGGUUUAAAUCUCGCGAGAACUGGCUUUUAUUUGAAAAAUGUUCAUUGGCUGAAACAUAAUCACGUGGAUAACGGUCCCGCCAAAAAUAAAGCGUGGGUAUUUUAAGGAAGCAGUUUGUAAUUAGUAUAAACAGACGUAAUUAUACCAUCUAAUCUCCCUAUGGUAGCGAUUUGAAGUCAUUCAGUAGUCGUAACAACAUCAACAUGGAUCAAUGUAGAGGUCGACUGUUUUCUGAUGGUGAAAUUGAGCGAAGAGUUGACAGUGUACCUAUUGUAAAUUUCGACAUUUGCGACGGAGAGGAAGACACGAUGGAUUCACCGCAAGACGCUUCAAUGGAGUCGUUAUUCAGUCCAAGUAGCAGUGAUAAUGACGCCUCUAGCUUUUGGGAGCGUGAGUUUGCCAGUCCGACACCAGUUUCCAGCCCAUGUCGAUUACGACCUGCAAGGACAAGGCUACGAUCCCCAUUGCCAGCUUUUGAUUUGGAUAUUGUUGACGAGGAUUUUUUAGAUUCGGGAGCAAACCAAAAUGACAAUUUUAAAAUCCCAUCUAGAACCAGUUCUCGUGCCGAUACACCACCCCACAAAAGACUGAAAGCUCUAAGAUUAUUUGACACUCCACAUACGCCAAAAAGUUUGUUGGAAAAGGCCCAAAGAAGAACUUUGAGGACCAACAAGACAAAAUUAUUUGGAGGAAAGCUUACUUCCAGCAGCAGGACAGAGCAAAGAAAAAAUGACCAGGAAAAAAUUCUUGCUAACGUUAACCCCUUUACACCAAACAAUAAUUCUAAACCCAUCAAAAGGACAAGGAAUGAUGAUUACAGAAGUAUCCUGGAUGACUCUGAUGAUGAAGCAGUGGAUGACUCACCCAUAAACAAGAAACUAGCUCUUAGGGAGAUCAAUACAUCUCGAUACAAAGAAGAAUUUCUUGAAGUUUGCAAACUUGGAAAUGGAGAGUUUGGCAGUGUGUUCAAGUGUGUUAAUAGACUGGAUGGCUGUACAUAUGCAGUUAAAAAAUCCAAGGCCCCAGUGGCAGGGAGUGCUUAUGAGCGAAGUGCUAUGAAUGAAGUAUAUGCCCAUGCAGUUCUAGGGAAGCACCCACAUGUCGUAAGAUAUUAUUCAGCUUGGGCAGAGGAUGGUUGCAUGUACAUACAAAAUGAAUAUUGCAAUGGUGGUAGUUUAAGUAGUUUCAUACAAGACAACAUGAAACUGGAGCGACUUUUCACAGAAUCAGAACUCACAGAGAUUUUGCACCAGCUGGUCAUGGGGCUGAAGUAUAUACACUCACAAAACUUAGUGCAUCUAGAUAUUAAGCCAGAUAACAUUUUUAUCCAUCGAGACCCAAAGCUUUUGAAUUCCCCAGAAAGUGGGCUUGAAAUGGACAUUUGUGAAGAAGAAGAAUGUUAUACAGAACCAGUGACAUAUAAGAUUGGUGACCUGGGACACGUGACAUCUGUGACCAAUUCUUGUGUAGAGGAGGGGGAUUGUAGAUAUUUGCCAAAUGAAAUUUUACAAGAAGACUAUACACACCUUACCAAAGCAGACAUCUUUUCUUUAGCUUUGACAAUUUACAUAGCAGGUGGUGGUAGACCUUUGCCUAAGAAUGGUGAACAGUGGCAUGCUAUAAGGAGAGGAGAAUUGCCGUAUCUGCCACAUUAUUCACAUGAAUUUAACCAAUUGCUGAGGACGAUGAUCCAUCCUGAUCCUUUGAUCAGGCCAUCAGCAACAAGUCUUACCCAGCAUCCAGUGUUGUGUCCCUUUGGCAAGAAGUCUAAAGCACAGUUGAGGAAGGAACUGAAUGAAGAAAAGUUCAAAAAUGAAAUACUUGCAAGACAAUUGCGUGAAGCAAAGGACAGAGGGACAGCCACUCAGAAGCCUGCUAAGUCGUCCAGGCUUGUUGGACGCAAAGUAAACAGAAGCAUGAGUUUAACAGUAUUUUAAAAGAUUUUAAGUGUUUGUUACUCUUCGUGCAGUGCUGAAUGUCAAGUAAAUUCUGAAUGUGUGCACGCUUACAAGGUUGCCUGUGACUGUGAUUUGAUUUAACCUACAGAUGAGUUUUUCAUAUAACAAUCCAGUAAAUAUUUACAUUGCUUUAUUUUUAUACUUGUCAACUUCUGGAUUGCAUAUUUUCUGUAUGAAAAUGUAACUGAUUGAAUUGAUUUUAAAGCAAAAGGUGCUGGGGUAAUGGUUGUUAAAUUGGGUGGUUUGGUAAGCCUGUAUUCACUUUUGGGUUAAUUUUUAUUUUAAAUAUAUUUUAAUCAUAUUAAAUGCAAAAUCAUAUAUGUAACAUUUCAAAUUAAUGAAACUUAAGCAUCUUCAGAAUUUAUGUUAAAAGUAUGAUACAUUUAAGUAUAAAAGCUAUUGAUUGUUAAAAUUGCUUGCCACAUUGAGUCAUUAAAAUGUGACAAUUUUAGCUCUGUUGCAGGUUUCUGUACAUUUUACGUAGAAUUAAUAUACUUAUUAAACAUUGGUUGAAAAUACCUUAAGCACAUAAUAAUGUUAAGAAAAAAAUUAACAAAGUCUGUUGCCUCGCAUUAAGAUAAUAUUUUGAGCAAGUG